Sphaerulina musiva SO2202 is the source of this 663-nucleotide messenger RNA. RefSeq lists its product as uncharacterized. The record is from RefSeq and is a predicted model, not a curated record. Bases 1 to 663 code for a protein of 220 amino acids. Lineage: Eukaryota; Fungi; Ascomycota; Dothideomycetes; Mycosphaerellales; Mycosphaerellaceae. The transcript has a single exon.
AUGAAAGGCCUGUUUCCGACCGCGCAGUUGGGUGCGCAUUACCUCAACGCCAACAAUAAUAACAACCACCACAACAACCACAUCCGACACGUUCCAGGGCACACCCCCAGCAGGCAUCACAACAACAACCAAGACAUCGUCAUGCUGUGCUCCAAGUGUGGAGAAAGCAUCGAACCCUCCGGCAUGACUUCCAGGACUUGGCUGGCUGUCACCACCAAUUGCAUAUGCAUACUACUCAUGUAUGGGGCUGCCUACGUCGUAAAGGACCUCGAGCACGACUACCGCUCUGCUGUAUCCUCCGCGGCCGGCACUGCCAUCAAGAAACCUAUCCUCAUCAGCCUUGCUGUCUUCCUCUUCUGUGCCGUCAGCCAUCUUGUUAUUGCACAUGACAUUGUGGGCAUGUCACUGCGCCGUAUGCUAUUCUGGGGCACCAACGUGGGAGCCGCCGGAGCUGCAUCCGCAAUCAUCUUAUGUACCAUAUGCUUUCCCCAUCUCCGCGCGGGACGCUGGCUGAUGGCGAUGCACUUUGCCAUGUGGGGAUGGACUGUUGCUCUGUCUGCCGUGUACGUGUUCGAGGCCCUUCGUCUCCACCGCAUGCCGAAGAAAGAGUCCGAGUGCACGGAAGCUCGGAAUGAAAAGGCUGCUUUUGUCAUGACAGAGUAG